AUGUGGUGCUAUCGUAAAAUGUUAAGAAUUAAAUGGAUUGAUAGAAUAACGAAUGAAGCAGUAUUAAAUAGAACAAAAGAAAAGAAAAUACUAUGGCAUACCAUAAAAGUUAGAAGAGCUAAAAUGAUAGGACAUCUACUACGCCAUGAGAGUCUAUCGAAAACCAUCCUAGAAGGCGACUUUGAAGGCCAUAUAGGAAGAGGAAGACCAAGGAUGGAGUACACGAAGCAAAUCAUAAUUGACAUAGGGAAGAAUAGUUAUAAGGAACUAAAGGAAUUAAGUAACGAUAAAGUCACAUGGAGAACUGCAGCAAACCAAUCUAAGGAUUGA
Molecule: messenger RNA, 330 nt
Organism: Cinara cedri
Lineage: Eukaryota; Metazoa; Arthropoda; Insecta; Hemiptera; Aphididae
Source: the annotation of a GenBank genome assembly